CACUCAAUAAAUUGUGUCAUUUUAUCUCAUUUGAUACGAUCUUAUCAUUUGAUCCAAAGUCGUGUCUCCCAAUGGUUCCGAUGGCGACCCACCAGUACUCACGAGUUGGACAGAGCCGAGAGUAAAGUGCUAUCAUUCCUGAAGAACCCGUUCCGUACGUUUUACGUGGACGUGGGCUAUGGCUGGGGUCUCGACAACAACAAGAUCUGGACUCUGGAGAUGUCACCCAAACCUGAACCUCAACCACAAGAGCAACAGAAGCCACCACUUGUGCUGAUCCAUGGGUUUGCAUCGGCUGUGGGUCUCUGGACACUGAACUUGGAUUCACUGGUGGAGACCAACCGAAAGCUCUAUGCCUUCGAUAUAUUAGGUUUCGGCAAAUCUUCGCGACCUGUGUUUGACUCGUCGGAGACGGCAGAGCUCGAGCUCGUCGACAGUAUCGAGCGGUGGCGGAGUCGGGUCGGCCUCAACCAGAAGUUCAUACUUCUGGGCCAUUCGUUUGGCGCUUAUUUAGCCGCCUCUUACGCCCUCCAAUACCCCGAAAGGGUAUCCCACUUAAUACUGGCCGAUCCGUGGGGUAUGCCUUCCCAACAGAUGAACCAAACCCUGAAUCAGCACCGCCUGAAUCUGCCGUUUUGGGCCAAAAUGGUGGCAAAAGUGGUGCAGUUAUUCACACCAUUGGCCGGACUGAGAGCUGCCGGCCCGUGGGGUCCGCAACUCAUUCACAAACUCCGACCGGAUAUACGCAAAAAGUUUGAACAAAUGGCCGGUGAAGGGAACGCCGAUGUCUUCCUGGAGUAUAUCUAUCACUGCAACGCACAGCCGGUGCCCAGCGGUGAACGGGCUUUCAAAACCCUGUCCACUGGGUUCGGGUGGGCUAAGAGUCCGAUGCUCGAUAGGAUACCGGAGCUGCACCCGGCUAUUAACGUGACUUUCAUAUAUGGCUCGAGGUCGUGGGUGGACAGGCAGCCUGGCUUUCAAACAAAAUAUAUGUUAGGCGAUAGGGUGGCAGUGGAGGUGAUCCAAGGGUCUGGUCAUCACGUGUACGCCGAUAAACACCAAGAGUUUAAUGAUUUGGUGGCAAAUGUGUGUUAUCAAGAGGACAGGCGUCUCAACGCCAGACCCAUCAGUGGUGAUAGUGAUGAUGACGUGGUGACUGAGGACAGGGCUCACGGGCUGACUGAC
Oppiella nova is the source of this 1185-nucleotide messenger RNA. NCBI's taxonomy places the organism in Eukaryota, Metazoa, Arthropoda, Arachnida, Sarcoptiformes, Oppiidae. The record is from the annotation of a GenBank genome assembly.